ACUGGUUGUACAUAUGUAUUUAACGCGUAUUACAUACCUACAUACACAUAUAACAUUGCCAGCUCUGCACGUGAAAUUCGUAGGCGGCGAAAGUAAUCUGUGAUCAAAUCAAAAAUGUCCAAGGCCAAGGGAAAGAAGAAGGAACGCUUCGACAACGACGACGAGGAGCAGUUGGAGAAAGUGCAGGAGAAGAAGGCGCCGCCAACCAAGAAGGGUGGCAAGAAGGGAAAGCGAGGAGGUGGCGGCGACUCCAGCGACGAAGAUGUGGCACCCAAAAGCAGAGACAACGAGGAUCUCGAGAGCAUAGCCUCCUCGAACCAGAGCAAACAGCAGCAACAGCAGGGCAAGAAGCAGGCCAAGAAGGGCAAGAAGGGCAGGAAGAACGAUGACUGGAGCGACGAGGAUGAGAAGCCAGCGAAGGGCAAGCAGGAUGAUGAUGAGGAUGACGACGACGAGGAGGACGUGGCGCCUCCACCCUCCAAGCCAGCGGCCAAAAAGCCACCGCCCAGCAAGAAAAACAAGAAGAACAAAAAGAAAAACGACGAUUUCUCCGAUGAAGAGGAACCCGAUCUGGAUUUAGAGCAGCUGGACGACGAAGAGGAGGAGCUGGUAGUAGUGGCGGCUCCAAAGCCUGCCUCCAAAAAGUCCAAGAAGAAGCAGCAGGCCCAGCAGAAGAACAAAUUCGCAAUGAGCGACGAUGAAGAUGAGGCAGACGAAGAUUUGCUAGAUGACGACGACGACGAGGAGUUGGUGGAGGAGCAGAUGUCCAGCAAACCUGCGGCCAAGAAGUCAAAGAAAAAGCAGCAAAAGCAACAGCUUCCUGCCAGCGAGGACGAAGUGCAGCCGGAGGAUGAGGAUGAGCAGCCCGAAAAGAAAGUGGAGGAGCAGAAGGCAGAGCAAAUCCUCAGCGAGAAAGUGGCAGCAGUGAGUCUCAAGGCAAAGACGCCGGAACCCGAACCUAAAGAGCAACUCCAGACCCAACCUGAAGCUAUAGUGGAACCCCAACCCGAGAAGGAAAACGACGCUGAGGCGGAGGAACCCAAAUCCGAGGAUAGCAAGGAGGAGACCAAGGAGAAGAAGCUAACCCACAAGGAGAAAAAGAAGCAAAAGAAGCAGCAGGAGUACGAACGCCAAAUGGAACUAAUGACCAAGAAGGGCGGCGCUGGACACUCGGAUCUGGACAAUAACUUCACCAUGUCGCAGGUGCAGAAGAGCGCCGGUCAGCAGGCAGCCCUCGAGCAUGCCGUCGACAUCAAGAUCGAGAAUUUCACCAUCUCAGCCAAGGGCAACGAUCUGUUUGUGAACGCCAACCUGCUGAUUGCCCAUGGACGUCGCUAUGGCCUGGUGGGUCCCAACGGACACGGCAAGACCACACUGCUGCGGCACAUUGCCACCCGUGCCUUCGCCAUACCGCCGAACAUCGAUGUGCUGCUCUGCGAACAGGAGGUGGUAGCCACCGACAAGACGGCCAUCGAUACGAUCAUGGAAGCGGACGUGCGACGCACCGAGAUGCUCAAGAAGGCGGAUGAUCUGGAGAAACAGUUCGCCGCCGGCGAUUUGAGUGUGCAGGAGGAGCUGAACGAUGCCUUUACGGAACUAAAGGCCAUUGGUGCCUACUCGGCGGAGGCCAGAGCGCGUCGAAUCCUGGCCGGUUUGGGUUUCAGCAAGGAGAUGCAGGACAGACCGACCAACAAGUUUUCCGGCGGCUGGCGCAUGCGUGUCUCCCUGGCGCGUGCCCUCUAUCUGGAGCCCACGCUACUCAUGCUCGACGAGCCCACCAAUCACUUGGACCUCAACGCUGUCAUCUGGCUGGACAACUAUCUGCAGGGCUGGAAGAAGACGCUGCUGAUCGUGUCCCACGACCAGAGUUUCCUCGACAACGUCUGCAACGAGAUCAUCCAUCUGGAUCAGAAGAAACUCCAAUACUACAAGGGCAACUAUUCGAUGUUCAAGAAGAUGUAUGUGCAGAAGCGUCGCGAGAUGAUCAAGGAGUACGAGAAGCAAGAGAAGCGGCUGCGCGAGCUAAAGGCCCACGGUCAGUCCAAGAAGGCGGCGGAGAAGAAGCAAAAGGAGUCGCUCACACGCAAGCAGGAGAAGAACAAGUCGAAGCAGCAGAAACAGGACGAGGAUGAGGGGCCGCAGGAGCUGUUGGCCCGACCCAAGGAGUAUAUCGUCAAGUUCCGCUUCCCGGAGCCAUCGCAACUCCAGCCACCCAUUCUGGGUGUGCACAAUGUGACCUUUGCCUUCCCCGGCCAAAAGCCGCUCUUCAUCAAGGCGGACUUUGGCAUCGAUCUAACCAGCCGGGUGGCCAUCGUUGGACCCAAUGGCGUCGGCAAGUCCACGUUCCUCAAGCUGCUGCUCGGCGAACUGGAGCCGCAGCAGGGUGAGCAGCGCAAGAACCAUCGCCUGCAUGUGGGCCGCUUCGAUCAGCACUCCGGCGAACAUCUCACGGCAGAGGAAUCGGCAGCGGAGUAUCUGCAGCGUCUGUUCAAUCUGCCGCACGAAAAGGCGCGCAAGGCGCUGGGUUCCUUCGGUCUGGUCAGCCAUGCCCACACCAUCAAGAUGAAGGAUCUGUCCGGUGGCCAGAAGGCUCGUGUGGCGCUCGCCGAGCUGUGUCUGAGUGCGCCCGACGUCCUCAUUCUGGACGAGCCCACCAACAACCUGGACAUCGAGAGCAUCGACGCGUUGGCGGAGGCCAUCAAUGAGUACGAGGGCGGCGUGAUCAUCGUCUCCCACGACGAGCGAUUGAUCCGCGAAACGGGCUGCACUCUCUACGUGAUUGAGGAUCAGUCGAUCAACGAGAUCGACGGCGAGUUCGAUGACUACAGGAAGGAGGUGCUCGACUCGCUGGGCGAGGUGGUCAACAAUCCCAGCGUGGUGGCCAAUGCGGCGGUGCUGCAAUAACCCUGGAGUUGGACCCGCACUUGGACUUCACGCCACUACGCCACUACGUCAUCUCGUCAGCCGGCUCGACCUCUGUUAAUACUUUAACUGUUGAAUGGUUUAUCCGCUAGUUAGCCUUUUUGUACCAACAUAUGUGAACGAUAACAAAUUGUAAGAGUAAAAGUUAUUACCCAAGAGAA
Molecule: messenger RNA, 3083 nt
Organism: Drosophila elegans
Lineage: Eukaryota; Metazoa; Arthropoda; Insecta; Diptera; Drosophilidae
Product: ATP-binding cassette sub-family F member 1
Exons: 3
Coding region: 115-2904 (929 amino acids)
Molecular function (GO): ATP hydrolysis activity; ATP binding
Source: RefSeq, a predicted model, not a curated record